GGGGGGGGCGGGAUCACGUGAUUUCGAGGAAGCGGCCGCCGCGGCAGCAGGGAGGCGGCGGGGAAGGAGAGAGACGCAGGGCGCCGGGGGGGGCCAUGGCGGGACGGCGGCGGCUGCGGCCCUGGCUGGUGGCGCAGGUGGAGAGCGGCCGCUUCGCCGGGCUGGAGUGGGACGACGGGACGCGCAGCGCCGUGCGCAUCCCCUGGAAGCACGCCGGCAAGCACGACCACGGCCCCCGCGACGCCGCCUUCUUCCAGGCGUGGGCGGAGUUCAAGGGGAAGCUGCGCCCCGGGGCCCCCCCGGACCCGGCCGGCUGCAAGACGCGGCUGCGCUGCGCCCUCAACAAGAGCCCCGAGUUCGCCGAGGUGCCCGAGCGCUCCCGCCUCGACGGGCCCCGCCCCUACAAGGUGUACCGCCUGCUGCCCGGCCCCGCCCCCCGCGGUGGGCAGCCCCCCCGGCGCGCGGGGCCCCGCCCCCGGCAGGAGGCAGCCGCCAGCCCCCCGGCGACGACCCCCCCGGAGGCGCCCGCCGAGCCCCGGCCCCACGGCGAGGCGGCGCCUUCGCCCGGCCCCGAUGACGCCAAGGCCGCCGACCCCCCCCCGGACGCCCGGGCCCCUCCGCCGGCCCCGCCCCUGGCCCCGCCCCCGGCCCUGCCCCCGCCCAGCCUGGACAUCGUCAUGGAGAGCCCGGAGCCCCUCCCCCCCGCCCAGGGGGGGGCGGCGCUGGGGCUGCGGCUGUGGCUGGGGGGGGCGCUGGCCUGGCGGGGCUGGCUGCCCCCCGGCGACUACCUGCUGACCCCCCGCGGGGACCCCGCCCCGCCCGGGGGGGGGGGGCGGCGGCUGCUGCUGCCCCGCCUCCUGCUGCCCGCCCCCGAGGAGCCCCCCCCGGCCGGGGGGCCGCUGCUGGCCGCCCUGCGCCCGGGCCUGCUGCUGGCCAGCACCCGCCGGGGGCUCUUCGUCCGCGCCCGCGGCCCCGCCCCCCUCUUCUGCGCCCCCCCCCCGCCCCACGGCGGCGGCGGCGAGCCCCACGGCGGCCCCCCCCAGCCCCAUAGCGGCCCGCUGGAGCGCGGCGCCGUGGUGCAGGUCUUCGACGCCCAGCGCUUCCGCCGAGAGGUGGAGCAGCACCGGGCCGGCUUGGGCCCCCGCCCGCAGCCCCGCGUCACCCUGGCGCUGGGCGAGCAGCUGGGCCCCGGCGACGGCCCCGAGCGCGGCGCCCUCGUGCUCCAGCUGGAGCAGGCCUUCGCCCAGCAGCUCCUCGAGGGCCCCACGGCGCUGCCCCACACCGCCUGAGCGGGGCGGGACUUCCUGCCCCGCCCCCCCACCAGCAGCGAGGGGGCGGGACUUCCUGCCCCGCCCCAGCACUACAGUGUCCCCAGCCCCACGGCGACGCGACGCGACCCACUGCGGCCCCCCCGGAGCUGCUCACCUGCGUCCGCGCCGGGCGUGGGGCCGGGCCGCCGUGGGGCGGAGCAGCGAGCGCGGCCCGGCCCCACACGUGUGGGGCGGGGGGGGGGGCCGCGAAGCCCGCGAGAAUAAAGCCGAGAGCGGCCA
Messenger RNA from Dromaius novaehollandiae (emu), 1550 nucleotides. Its product is annotated as interferon regulatory factor 9-like. The record is from RefSeq and is a predicted model, not a curated record. Gene Ontology annotation, molecular function: RNA polymerase II cis-regulatory region sequence-specific DNA binding; DNA-binding transcription factor activity, RNA polymerase II-specific; protein binding. The coding region runs from base 96 to 1289 and encodes 397 amino acids. Gene Ontology annotation, cellular component: nucleus. The transcript has 9 exons. NCBI's taxonomy places the organism in Eukaryota, Metazoa, Chordata, Aves, Casuariiformes, Dromaiidae. Gene Ontology annotation, biological process: regulation of transcription by RNA polymerase II; immune system process.